Molecule: messenger RNA, 3925 nt
Organism: Boleophthalmus pectinirostris (great blue-spotted mudskipper)
Lineage: Eukaryota; Metazoa; Chordata; Actinopteri; Gobiiformes; Gobiidae
Gene: mavs
Product: mitochondrial antiviral signaling protein
Exons: 6
Coding region: 392-2686 (764 amino acids)
Source: RefSeq, a predicted model, not a curated record
ACCCGGGCUGCAGCUGCACAGUCUAUGAUGACACACGUUGUAACGUCUCUAAAGUAGUUCUUUCUAAAUCGAAACUAAAUGUGAAUACUGGACUUUUCUGCAACAGCCAGUUUCACUUUCACUUUCUGAUAGAGAUUUAUACAUCCCAGGCGGAUACAGUCUAACGUUAUUUCUUGGUGCUUUCAUUUUUACAUUCGCUUCUCUUCUGUCUCUAAUUCUAACUACAUAAUAGACAAAGCACCUGCUUGAUAUUAUGUGAAAUUUGAAAUUACAUGGUUGGUUCAGAUAUUCAGCAUUGGUAAUAGCAUGGUUCAUCAUAGACAGCUGCGUUUGCAAUCAUUUUUACUCUGUGUAUUUUAAGUGUGUUAUAAUAAAUUCUAAAUAUUUAAACAUGUUUAAUUAUGGUUAUCUGUUUGUUUCACCUAGAAAAGGAUUUUUGUUUUUGUGGUUGCAUAUCCUGUUUAGUAAUGCAUUUUGGCAAAGGAGCUUAGACGCACUCCAACAUUUUAUGUCGUACGCCAACGACAAGCUCUACUCUGGCUACUUGCGAAAAAACAUGCCAAGGAUUGUGACCACUGUCAAACCAAGAGAAAUUGUUGUCCAUCUUCCAUGUCUAACUGACCAUGACAGAGAGACUAUUGAGGCCAAAAGGGAGACCUGUGGUAGCUUCGAUGCUAUGGUACGCUUGUUGGACUGUUUGAAGAGGAGGGAGAACUGGCCUGAGCAGUUCAUUGCUGCUUUGGAGGCAUGUGAGCAUCAGGCAAUAGCAGCCGAGAUCAGGGCUGAAUACGACGCACUGAGAGGAAUUAACAAUUCCAGCCCUCCUCCUGCACCUCCAGCCGCUAAUGUAGUCAUGGCACAUGUCCACCCUGCGCCAUCUGCCCCACACCUGCCUCCCCCCGGGCCCACAGCCAGUGUUCCACCCCCUCAGGAUGUCCUAUCUGAGGCGAGUGAGACUCAGCCCAUCCAGGAGACUGAAAAACCAGCGCCUCAGAGCAGUCCGGCAUUGGUAGUAGCUCCUGUGAUGGAGGUGAUUCCACCAGAACCCCCACAGCACCAGAUCGAGGCAGUUGUGGUCCCUCCUGUGACCCCUCCUCCCUCUCCUGAUUCAAUGCGAGGUUCAGCCAGAGGUUCUCCUAGUUCAGAGCAAUUCAUCUCCCAUCAAGAACCAGUGGAAGACCUAGAACCAGAGUCCCUGCCAGCUCAAGCCGUCCCAAAUGAAACAAUUAAUAAUCAACAAGAGGCUGAAGAAAAUAUUGAGCUACCACAAGCUCCUGAAAUUCAGGUAGAGCCAUGUGAGGUUGACGAUCUUACACAGACAGCUACUAUGGUGGAGCAGGAUAUUUCAGUCCCAAUUAUUGUGAAUGAGAAUGCAGCAAUCAUUAAUAGUGUGAAUGAGCCAAUUGUAACUGAGCCAGAACCAGUCACUGCUGUUGUGGAAGACACUACAACUACAAAUACUGUAGAAGAAGCUGCAUUAACUACAACCACCAUAGACACUCCUAUAGUGCUCCCUGCUGCCGUGGAGGCAUCACCAGGCCGAAGUGAAUCUCCAUUGACAAACCUAGACGAUCUGAUCCUAACACCAGAGAAACCACCAGUCCAAGAGACCAAACCCACAGUGGAAAAAGUCCCCUCUGUGGUCCCAGUCAUGGAGAAGACCUCUGAACCUCAGAACACACAGGUUUUUAAAAUUCCUCAAGAGAUAGAAGUUACUCCCGGGCCCCCUGCUGAGGCAGUGGUGACCAGUGGUGUUGCUGUUUCAGAAGAUGAUGAUAUUUGUUUCAGUAAACCUGGUAUACUUGUCAGUGUUGAACCUCCAGAUCAAAACAACACAACCUUUCGCCCACCAACCCCCGAAUAUUCUGGAGACAGUGCUCGCCUAGAGAUGAGUGAAGAUGUACCAUCAUGUCAGGAAAAUUGCAUUAAUCAUAAUAAACCAGAUAAGGAGGUUUCUGAAUCUACUGCCCCCAGUCUGGAAGAAGACAGUGUCCGAGAAACUGUUGGGCAUGUGGCAGAAGACCCUUCUGUUUUGAACAAGGAAGUCCAUUCACAACUUAUGGAAGAAAGUAAUGAUCUAACCAAAGAAAUUAGUAUUGCCCCACCUAUAGCAGCCUCUACUUUGAUUUCUGACCACUCAGUGAGCACUGAUCCUGGAGAGUCUGCUGCCCCCAAUCUGAAUGACAAUGAGGAUCCAGCCAUAGAGAAAACUGUCCCAGUAACUACUAUGACUUCUGAGACCACUUCUUGCCCAAAUGGAGAGGAAAUUUCUGAAAGUCCUGCUCCAAGUCUAGAUAUGGAAGAUGUUCGAGAAAACACUGUGCAUGUGGCAGAAGAUCCUUCAGUUUUAAAUCUAGUUGAGGCACCAUUGCAUCAGAAUGGAGAUAGCGAAUCAGAGGAAAUAAAGGAGUUUAAGGCUAUUACAAAAGUGGAGCAAGAAGCCAAUGAAACCAAUGCCCAAACACAUCUCAUUCAAGGCAAUGGGGAACCAGCCAAGGAGAUUGCCCCAACCCUGCCUAAUUCUGGUCCCUCCACUAAUGAUAAUCAUAAGCCAAAUGAUCCCCCAACUGACCUGAAACUGCCUGAUUCUGCAAAGACAAACCGUAGCCUAAACACCAGGUACAUUAUGACAGCAGCAGGAGUGGGUGCCUGUGCACUGCUGAUAGCGUGGAGGUUUAAGAAUUAGCGGUCUACUUAAUGCCUUUAAAGGAAGAGAAGAUUAGGCUGCAAAAGAGGAUCUGGAGGCUAUUGGUGCCUUAUUGUAGUCACUGGACUGGGUUGGUGUCAGGCAGCUGCUUAAUAAUUACCCAUGGGAAUUGCUGACUCUGCAGAUUUUGUGAUGUUAUUAAUAGUAUGUUUGUGAAUGGACUGAGUGAGUGAUUAGAACAACAAAGAGAAAUUAGUUUUUCCUUUUCAUAGGACAAUUUUAAUUUUUAAUUGUCUUCUCAAUAAUUGAUUAUGACUUGAUUCUCAAAGUUGAAAUUCAAAGGUUUAGAAUAUUAAUAUUAUUUUUUUAUGGUCUUUAGCUGGUAAGCACUUUAUCCAACUUUUACUCCCUGCCAGUAAAUGGCGUCUGUUUUUUUUUUUUUAUUUAUCUCAUCUACAUUAAUGUUGAUAAAUCAAUCAUGAAUACAUUAUAACAAUAUAAAUAGUGUUUCUUAUUACAAAUGUUGUUAAUGAUUGGUUUCUGGUGAAAUACGUUAUUCAAACUAAUCUAAAGUAAGUUUAAUAAUGUCUUAAAAUAUACCAAAAGCACACAUUUUAGAAAAUUUUAAUAAUUUAAGUAUUUAAUUGUGUCAGAAUGAAUUGUGCACAGUUAUUUUUAAAUGCCUUUUUAAAUCUCAAAUCAGCCCUUAAGAGUCUUUCAGUUGUUGUGGUUUCCUCAUAAAUUCUUUUUAAAGGAUAUGUGUGAAUUGAGGUGGUCGCUUUUAAGUUGAACAAUGCAUCUGCACUUUGAUGAAAUUUCUAAUACGGUUCAAAGAUGAAUAAAAUAUAUAAAAGACAAUCCCUUAUCUUAGAGCGAGCUUGUACAAUGUGUUUCUGUAUUUAUUUGUACAAAGAGAUUACAGUAUAUAUGUGUUUAUUUUAAGAAAGUUGUAAAGCCUUUUCCUAUUUCAUUGUCUCAAAGAAUACAGACUGAAAUCAUUGAUAAAAUAAGAAAUACAAACAUAUUCUUCUUUCUGCUUUUUUGAGGAGAUAUAUCAGUUUUAUUUUUGCACAAAUGCUGUUGUAUAGGUAACAUCUGUGGUAAUUAUGGCAAGUAUGUAAUUGUGUUUAUUUUAACUUUGCAUUUUAGCAACAUGUAAGGGACCUAUUGAGUGCAAUGAUAGUGCUGUUAUCCCAACUAAGUGAAGUCUUACUCACUUUAUGCAUGUUUUAGCUUUGCAUUGACAAUCAAUUAAAUAAAGAUUUUCUUAGAAAUUGA